Molecule: messenger RNA, 6652 nt
Organism: Pangasianodon hypophthalmus (striped catfish)
Lineage: Eukaryota; Metazoa; Chordata; Actinopteri; Siluriformes; Pangasiidae
Gene: fnbp1a
Product: formin binding protein 1a
Exons: 17
Coding region: 188-2116 (642 amino acids)
Biological process (GO): endocytosis; signal transduction
Molecular function (GO): protein binding
Source: RefSeq, a predicted model, not a curated record
AUGAAUGCAGGGUGAGAGAGAGAGAGAGAGAGAGAGAGGGAGAGACUGGCAGCAUGCGGAGGUGAAAUCGGACCUCUCAUCACCGCUCGAGGUUUACACCCUUGACGGUAUUUUUUAAAACACCAGGAUCAGUCUUUUUUUUUUUUUUUUUUUUUGACUUAGAUUGGUGAUCUGUUCCGGAGCAGCCAUGCAUUCGAGCAGAGGAUUAUCGCGGAGGAAUUGCCCCGAAUCCCUGAGCUGCAGCUGGGGCACCGAGCUCUGGGAUCAGUUUGAUAACUUGGAGAAGCACACACAGUGGGGCAUCGAGUUUGUGGAGCGCUACACCAAGUUUGUCAAGGAGAGAUCCGAAAUCGAGCUGAGCUAUGCCAAACAAAUAAGAAAUCUCUCUAAGAAAUAUCAGCCCAAGAAGAACUCCAGAGAAGAGGACGAGUACAAGUACACCUCCUGCAGAGCGUUUCUGAUGACGCUGAACGAGCUGAAUGACUACGCCGGGCAGCACGAGGUCAUCGCAGAGAACCUCUCGACACAGAUCAUCUCAGAGCUGGUGCGCUACAUCCAGGAGCUGAAAGCCGAACGGAAAGCACAUUUCCAUGAUGGCCGAAGAGCUCAGCAGCAUAUCGAGAACUCCUGGAAACAGCUGGAGUCGAGCAAACGUCGGUUUGAGAGAGACUGCAAAGAAGCCGACCGUGCCCAGCAUUACUUUGACAAGAUGGACGCCGACAUUAACGUGACCAAGGCCGAUGUGGAAAAGCGGUGUUCACUCAAGGCUAAACAGCAGGCUCAAAUAAGGCAUCAGAUAGCUGAUGACAGUAAGAACGAGUAUCUGUCCUAUCUGCAGAAGUUUAAUAAAGACCAACACGAGCACUACUACACCCUCAUCCCCCACAUCUUUCAGAGGAUCCAGGAGAUGGAGGAGAGACGGAUUGAGAGAAUAGGGGAGAGUAUGAGGUGCUACGCCGAGGUGGAGCGCAAAGUGCUGCCCAUCGUUAAUAAGUGUCUGGAUGGCAUGACCAAGGCAGCUGAGUCCAUCGAGCCCAAAAUGGACACCAAGCAGGUGGUAGAGACGUACAAGUCAGGCUUUGAGCCGCCAGGUGAUGUAGAGUUUGAGGACUACAGUGUAUCCAUGAAGAGAGCCGUUUCCGAGUCCAGCUUCCUGAAUGCACGUGGAGAGAGUCGGCGCAGGAGCCGGAGCAAGCUGUGGCCUUUAAUUAAGAGGAAUAAGCUUAUGUCUUUGUUAGCGUCACCCCGUCAGCCACCUCCCCCUCCCCCCACGUCGCCCUCUCCAGAAGGCCUGGCCAACGGGCCGCACUCGCCCCCGCACAGCAAGGAGCCGCUCGGACAGCGCCUCAACGACUUCAUGAGCUCCAAACACAAGAUGCAGUGCCUGAGAAGCCUCAAGCGUGGGCUCUCCCUGAAGUUGGUAAGUGGAACAGUCCAGGAGGAUUACAGUCAUUUACCCCCAGAGCAAAGGCGAAAGAAACUGCAGGCCAAGCUUAAUGACAUCAGCAAAGACAUCCAAAAAGAGAUGGAUCAGAGGGACGCGCUGAAUAAAAUGAAGGAAGUGUACAUUAAGAACCCUCACAUGGGCGACCCCAACAGUGUGGACCCGCGUUUAGAGGAGGUGCGGCAGAGCAUCGAGAAACUCCAGCUUGAGGCACACAAAUAUGAGACCUGGCUAACAGAUGUGGAGAGGAAGCUGCUGGAGAAGGACAGCACUCUGCGGAGACAAAGUGCCCCGUUUGAGUCACAGGGCAACGCGGGCAACGUUGCUAACAGCUGUGCUCAGAACAGAGAGAGUCCGGACGGCAGCUAUACGGAAGACCCCAGCACGGAGACGGUGCAGUUCAAGUCUCGCAGCACUGAGUUCGAUGAUGAGUUCGAUGAUGAAGAACCUUUACCCACCAUAGGAACGUGCAAAGCUCUCUACCCUUUCGAAGGUCAGAACGAGGGCACCAUCCCGAUGGCAGAAGGCGAGAUGCUGUACGUAAUCGAGGAGGACAAAGGCGACGGCUGGACUCGAGUGCGCAGGAACGAGGAUGAGGAGGGAUACGUGCCCACGUCCUACAUCAAGCUCUGCUUCGACGCCAACUCCAAAGGUGCCAUGACCUAUAUUUAACCCACAGAGAUAAAACGACAUGCAUAGCAUCAGCGCCUUCCUCUGACUAUCCCUGUCCUCUGGCCAUUUUUAUAGGCAAGAAGGAUGGUGUAUAAUGUUCACUUUAGGCCAUUUCUGCUUUUUAAAAAGUUUUUUUUUUUUUUUUUGCAUAUGAGAAUGCAAGAGAGAGAGAGCCGGACGGACUAUGAGCUAUCUGAAAAACCACCUCCAUCCUGUAGGACAGGAAGUGGAAUGAACUCAAUGUGCAACAUAUCAUGUAGCAUAUCAGACUAUUUGUGCAGUAUUUAUAGGCUUCUUUAUUUUGCAUCUCUCUCCCUCAGUGUGAAUAAGAGUCCUUAAGGAUGAGAAGGCAAUAGAGCCGCCAUUGAGGUGUGCUAGUAGAAAACGCUGCUUAAUCUACAUUUCAUAUCAUAUCUUUGGGUAUUGUGGUUGUUUUUGUAUAAAAAAAAUCCAUGUAUGUUUAUAUGUCUGUCUAUGGCUGAGCCACAGGUAAUAUUUCUUUUUGAGCUAAGAGUCGAAUUCUUUAAAUUUGGUGAAGAGAUUGACAGUCAGCAAUAAAGGUGUUGUCAGGCUUCAGUCAAAUAUCAGAUUGUAUUAAAAAAAAAAAAAGACAUUUUCAAUUUUUAUCACAGUUUCUGUACUUCAGUGUUUAAAAUCUAAAUAUCACAUCACUGUAAAUACUCUAUGAGUGAGCAUGAAGGAACAAUGUCUAGUCUAACGUUUACUCAGGUACUUAUUUCUUUGUAUUUGUCUAACUAAUAACUAUACAGCAUUUUUCCCCAAGCAGUUAGAUUCAAGCUAAACUUGUAUAAUCAUAAUAAAAAAGAACUAGCUACAUUAACUCCUGCAUGCUCAUAGCAAAUUUAGCUUUGAAUAGCUUUACAUUUUCCGUGAUCUCUGAUUUGAGACAGCAACUAACCCAAGCUAGUGUAGUUCAAGAGCUUUAAACAAAAUCACUUUUACGACGUGGUGAGAGAAUAAAAGAGUCCACAAUCAACAUUUUGCAUGCAGUUCUUAUCAUGACUGGAAAGACAAACUAGUUAAAGACAUUUCCAUGAAGAUUUAAAUGAGGCAAAGAAUAAAAAAAGCACACAUUGUGAUUUAUGAUGCUAAUAGUAUUGAUGUGAUUGCAGCUGCUUCUGCAUGCUUUUUAACGCAGUCUUUCUGUCGCUGUAAUACUAAAGCUUGUCCAUAGUUUUUUUCCUGUAAAGCAAUAGUAGCUGUAAAUUCUGCCUCACUGCUUUAUAGACUGAUACAACAGGAAAUAUUAACACUGACACUUUUUUUUGAUCACCUGCUAGGUGAUGAAUUGACGUAUACGUGAGAAUGAAUGUAGGAAAACGGUGACGAAGUAUUGUCAUGGGUUAGUACUGUAUUUUUGGACUGUUAGACGUAAUUGAGUAUAAGACUCUCCCACCCAGGUGUGGUGCGCAUCGUCUGGAUAACUUCACACAGGCCGAGACCUUCCGUCACAUAGUGACGUAUAUGGCUGUAUUAGCAAUAAAUAGCUUCCCGCUGUCAUAGAAGCUAUCUUUUCCUGAGCCCUUCUCAGCGGGUUCUCAUGGGGUAAACGCAGAACCCAAGCAGGUUCAUAGAACCACACAAACAUUUCUAAGAUUACUUAUAUCUGUUCUUUAUCUAGAUUCCUAAGAAAUACAGGAUGGUCAAAACUUUUUGAUUUCCACUGUAUUUAAUAAGCUGUUAAAGUCACAUCACCUGCUUGUGGGCAAAUAAAAGUGUCUUAUAGUCCAGAAAUUACGGUAUUUCAAUGCCACAUGUCUAACAACUUGUGUGAUUUUUUUUUUUUGUUGUUGUUUUUCUUUGCUUUUUUUAUUUUUGUUCUUUUCUUUGCAGAUCCCUAAAAGCGUUUGGCUGGCACAGGAGUGGCAGGGCAAGCGUCCUUGCGUGAAACAUCCUCCUCUUUAAUGCGUAGUCAGAGAGGUGCUGUGUGAGGCCGUCUGUCAGGCCGAUCCAUUCUUAACACAAACUCUGAAUCUCCUCUUCUUCGGGCCAGAGGCAAAAAACACACCUGCUCGGAUUAUUGUCUGAGAUCUUUUUGUUUCUUUGUUUAUUUUUUUUUUUUAAAUAACCCGUGUGUUAAUGAUUUGCAGAGCUUGCUUCUCGUGUGAGCCUAGACUUCUCAGCCUUGUGUAGUAGCUGCUUGCUAUCUGACCAGAGCCAGUAGAUCUAAACUCGAGUCCUCAGAAUCAGAUACUGUACAGGACCGUGACGUGCUUCUAGUCAAGCUGGUCAAACUUUUCAUACUAGUAAUGAUCCUUUAGCUGCUGUCUUUCUCUGGCCUGCAGAAGGUUCUUGAGGAUCCCUUGGAAAAUCAUUUUUAUGAACAUAUUUAUCAGGCCAGAAUUGAUUGUGAAAAUUGAAAAGCAUUAAAAUGUUAGGGCGGGUUAAGUGGGCGGGUUAGGUGGUUGGGUGCGGGGAGGGUUGUUAUUUUUAAAGGUAUAUCAUAUAUAAUAUGGUGUUUAUUGUGACUAAAUCUGUGAGUGAAGUGGUUGAAGCAGGCAGCUUUAGAGUUGCAGUCCUUCAGUCGGUCACUCUUUCCUCACAGAGAUGAAAGCAGUGCCACCUCACUCACUCACUCAUGCUCACUUUCUUCCCUGUAAUGUGUGUAUACGCCACAUCUCCUCUCUUUCUCUCACUUUUCUCUCUGUCUGUCUCUGUCUCUGUCUCUCUCUCUCUCUCUCUCUCAUUAAUAGCGCUUUUGCACUGGACACUGCAGUACCAAAUAGUACAGAUACUAAUCCAAAUCCUGAUCUACUGGUUGAGGCCCUGUGUGUUGAGUAAGUGAAGUUUUCUGGAGGUUGUGAGGUGGUGUUUAAUAAGCAGAACACUUGGCAUAUAACCAUGAUUAGAUACCUCGAUAAGUGUGUGGUGCUGUCAUUUGUCUGCCUCUGAUGAGUAAAUUUGCUGGCCAGUGAGCGACUCCGUGAAAUUAAAGGGUGCCAACAUUUAAUUUUAGUAAAAAUCAAGAGAAUGCCAUUUGUUUUGUGAAAUUAAAAUUAAACUAAAGUGUUUUCAGUCAGACACAUUGUCAGACAGUCAGACACAUUCAGUGUAGGUAUUUAGUGAAUAAUAAAACACUUGUGGGCAUGCUCUCAUAGAAAAAUAAUCAACAGCCCCAAAGGUGAUUGUUUUCCUAUAACAACACAUCCUGCAGUGUUUUAUUUCUCUCAAUCCCUCACUAUCCCCUCUUUUUUCCACUCUUGAAGUUAAUAAUACAAAAAAAUACAUGGCGCUGACACUGGAGACUCCUUCCAUAAAUGUUAAUAAAUGUCUCCUUACAGGAAGCUUCAACACAGCAAGGAUUAUAUGUUUUUCUUUUGUUCAAAAACAACAAAAAGCUGUUUAUUAUUAGUCUUAGAUUAGGUACUAUGUAUUAGAACAAGCAAAUUAAUAUAAACAUGCGAGUUGCUGUUAUAGAAAAUUAAUCAACACCUUCUGGCCAAUCAGAAUCGAGAAUUAACUUAACAAAAUCUGGAAUUAGUGAUUUGUUACCGUACCCCACUGUCUGGUGGAAAAGCGCUAAUGUUCUUUGUAGUUUCCUGUCUCUUUCUUCCUGUCUUCCUCUUCCUGUCUCUUACAUUUCCUCACUUUGAAUCUGUUUCUAUUGGCAUCUCUUUCUUUUUCUCCCUCCAUCUCUCCCUCUUUCAUUGUGUCUUUUUCUACUUUCCCUUCUUUUCCUAUCUUUCUGUCCCUCCCUCCUUCUCUCUCUCUCUCUGUGGGCUCAGUGGCCGUGGCCAUAGCCGUGUGUCGUGUAGCUGUAGUGGUGCGUUCACUCGAUGUUGAUGAUGUUCUCCAGCUGGUGCUGUGUUUCUGCGCAUGCAUGCUUGCCCUGUCUCUUUGUCUGUGCCAGUCUUAGGGGUCCAGCAAGUUCUUGCCUUCACUUCCUGAUGGGCGAACUUGCUUCUUCAGUUGUGUUCGUGCCUGUGGUUUACUUUAUUUAUUUAUUCAUUUUCUAUUGAAUUAAAAGGUUUUAUUUUCGCCACCCGUGCAUGGCCACUUGCUUCAUGCUCCUAAGUUCUUUUUUUUUUUUUGAAAACUUUUCCUUUUUUUAUGAAAAUCAAGAUGCUUCUUUUUGAUCGACAUCAUUUUGCAGUAAUUUGAGUUGAUGUUAAAAACAAAUAGUUACCUCAUUUUUGAUGGAUUUUGGGCUGCUGUUUGAAUCAGCUCUGAAUGACUAACAUUGUGGUUUAUCUCCAUUUAUAAAGAAAGAGUAUUGCAGUGCUGAGCUGCGCGUUUGAGUGUGUGUGUGAGUGUGUGUGUGCGUGUGUGUGUGUGUGUGUGCAUUCUGUGUAUUGUGCUUUGGAUUUUCUGACUCUCUCUUCCCCUCAAGACAUUCUCAUAAACACCAAACUGCCAAGAUAUCAGAGCCUUGUAACGUCAGUGUUGAUCCCAGCUGCUCCCUGUUUAUUAGUAAUAAUAGAGCUUAAUUCUACUUCAAUUUUCCAAACAGAACCAUUGUAAAAUGCAUCACCUUUUUAUGUGCAAAUCAAAUUAAAGGCCAUUGUGAAAUAUGCU